GGGCGGGGCCUGUUCGCGCAGGCGCGCGGGGCGGCGGCGGCGGCGUCAUGGCGGCGGGGGCGGCCGAGGCGGCGGCCGUGCUGGAGGCCGCGAGCGCGGGGCGCUUCGAGGAGCUGCUGCGCCUCAAGGCGGGGUCCCUCCUGGUCGUCCACUUCUGGGCGCCAUGGGCCCCACAGUGCGCCCAGAUGAACACCGUGAUGGCCGAGCUGGCCAAGGAGCACGCCCAGGUGUCAUUCGUGAAGUUGGAGGCUGAAGCUGUUCCUGAAGUAUCUGAGAAAUAUGGGAUUAGUUCUGUCCCCACCUUCCUGUUCUUUAAGAAUUCGCAGAAGAUCGACCAGCUGGACGGCGCCCACGCCCCGGAGCUGGCCAAGAAGGUGGAACGGCACGCGGCCAGCGGCUCCUUCCCGCCCGGCAGUGACGAGCACCCCAAGGAGGACCUGAACGUGCGCCUGAAGAAGCUGACGCACGCGGCCCCCUGCAUGCUCUUCAUGAAGGGGACCCCCCAGGAGCCACGCUGCGGCUUCAGCCGGCAGAUGGUGGAGAUUCUCAACAGACACAACGUCCAGUUCAGCAGCUUCGACAUCUUCUCGGACGAGGAGGUGCGGCAGGGCCUCAAGGCCUACUCCAACUGGCCCACCUACCCGCAGCUCUACGUCUCGGGCGAGCUCAUCGGGGGCCUGGACAUCGUCAAGGAGCUGGAAGCGUCUGCGGAACUCGAUACCAUCUGCCCCAAAGUGCCCAAGUUAGAGGAGAGGCUCAAGGUGCUGACGAAUAAAGCCGCCGUGAUGCUCUUCAUGAAGGGGAACAAGCAGGAGGCGAAAUGUGGAUUCAGCAGACAAAUCCUGGAGAUCCUCAACGGUGCUGGCGUUGACUACGAGACCUUCGACAUCCUGGAGGACGAGGAGGUGCGGCAGGGGCUGAAGGCCUACUCCAACUGGCCCACCUACCCCCAGCUCUACGUCAAGGGCGAGCUCGUCGGGGGGCUGGACAUCGUCAAGGAGCUGAAGGAGAACGGAGAGCUGCUGCCCAUCCUGCGGGGGGACGGCGCGUGAGGCCGCGGGGCCGGCCACAGGCCCG
This is a messenger RNA of Sorex fumeus (smoky shrew), 1077 nucleotides long. RefSeq names its product glutaredoxin 3 (gene GLRX3). The coding region runs from base 48 to 1052 and encodes 334 amino acids. The transcript is spliced from 12 exons. The record is from RefSeq and is a predicted model, not a curated record. NCBI's taxonomy places the organism in Eukaryota, Metazoa, Chordata, Mammalia, Eulipotyphla, Soricidae.